ACUAGGUGAUGUUAAAACGUGUUACUUCAGAUGUCAACUUGAUAUUUAUAUUGAUUUUGUAGAAUUUAAAGUGAAAUUUGAAGAAGCAAAAGAAAAAAAAAACACCAGUGUGAAUAAAACAAGUGUAAAUUUCAUCAUGAAAGUGUUUAUUAGUCUCACUGUAUGCUGUUUCGUGUUAAGCGCGGAUUCACAAAGCAGCUUCCGGACACAAAAUCAGUAUCCCAAAUACGAUCCCACAAUCAAUUCAGAUCAAAUUUAUUUUGACGACAACCGACCUAGUGGCUCAAUUAAUAUCCAAAAGGAAUUAUCUAAUUUAAAUGGAUUGACGAUUGGAACAAAACGACCGAUUAUUAACCCCAAUUUCGGAGCUCCGCAAUAUAGUCCUUAUGCAAACAAUGUUAUAAUUCAACCAUCAAUACAAACUUAUAACCAAGAAACCACCAAAAUCGUUCCUCAAAAGUCCGGCACACCAGCUAAAAAGAUGACAGAUACGUUUUUUCAAGCGCAAGCAACAAGACCAGAGAUCGAUAGUGUCGAUUAUGCUAUAACACAUUUUGGAAUAAAUAUAUUUAAGCAAAUAACAAGCAGUCAGCCAGGUAACAUGGUGGUAUCUCCAUUCUCCAUCACGACAUUAUUGGCUCUUCUUCAACAAGGCGCUACAGGAUCCACUUUGGAUCAGAUCAGUGCAGCUUUGCAACUAGCACCAUUAAAGACUUCGGAGGUAUUUAGGAAUGUCAUGGAAAACGUACAAAAACGUCAAUCUCAGAAUAUACUUAAAACGUUGAAUAACAUAUUUGUGGCCGAAACGUUCAACCUCAAUCGUGAUUUCGAGAGAAUUGCAAAAAGCGAUUUCGGAAGUGACGUAACGCUCAUGAAUUUUGGAAGACCCGAUGUGGCCAUACAGAGGAUCAAUAACUGGGUAGGCGCAAUGACGAAUGGUAAAAUAGAAAAUUUAUUAUCACAAGAUGCCAUUAGCCAGAGCUCGCAGCUGGUUCUCGUCAACGUGGUUUACUUUAAAGGAUUAUGGCAGAUCCCGUUCAGAACCGAAUCAACUGUACCGCAACCAUUCCUUUUAAAGGGUGGAAUACAGAAAACGGCACCAUUCAUGAGAACGAGACGCUACUUCAGAACGGGCUUGGAUCCCAUCACCAACGCGAAAGUUGUCUCCUUGCCGUUCGAAAAAGACCAAUAUUCGCUUUUGGUUGUUUUACCGCAUGAACAGUCUGACAUCGACACACUGAUUUCUAGAUUAACAGUGGAACAACUUAUCGCUUACCAAAACUUCACAGCAAUGGACGUUGAACUGGAAUUGCCUAAAUUUACAGUAAAGGGGGAUACUGAUUUAGUGCCGGUAUUCAAUAGGAUGGGAAUAUCAAACAUGUUUAGUAAUCGCGCAGAGCUAUUCGGCUUAGGAACCUUUAGAGAGUUUUCUCCGCAAGUUUCGUCCGCUGUGCAUUCGGCAGUACUGUCCAUUGAUGAAAAGGGGGGUUCUGCAGCGGCUGCAACAUCUUUUGGUGUGGUAGCGUUGUCUUUCGAUGAUCCUGCAGUAGUCUUUAAAGCGAACAGACCCUUUUUAGCCGUAUUAUGGGACACUGCUCUAAGCUUACCUCUGUUUAUGGCUAAAAUUGAAGACCCCACAGAAUAACCACGAUUGAUAGUCUAUUGAAGAUAAAUUACCGUCUUGAUGUAAAUACAAUGUAGUUAAAUAUGAA
Bombyx mandarina (wild silkworm) is the source of this 1712-nucleotide messenger RNA. It is a transcript of the gene serpin-12, whose product is annotated as serine protease inhibitor 12. The record is from RefSeq and is a predicted model, not a curated record. Lineage: Eukaryota; Metazoa; Arthropoda; Insecta; Lepidoptera; Bombycidae. Gene Ontology annotation, molecular function: serine-type endopeptidase inhibitor activity.